AUGUUUGCGUUCCUCGAAAAACCGAGGAACGAGAUUCCGUACGAAAAUCGUAAAAAUUUGCCAAAUGGUUUGAAAGGAUAUUAUGUACAUAGACUUCUUGUAAAUGCUGUUGCAAUGUGGGCUUCACCUCGUUACGCUUGUUAUAUUUUCAUGAUGUUAGAUGAAAUUCAUAGACAAGAACGUGAAGAGAUGGAAAAGAAACUUCAAGCAAAAGAUGAAGUCAUUGAAGCAAAAGACAAAAACAUACAGAAAAGAAUACCACGUUCGGUACCAAAAGGAAAGGAAAAGAACUAUAAGUAUAUGAUUUACACUGAAGAGAUGGAAAAUGAAGAAGACAGAGAUAUGGUUAUGUUGCAUUUAGUCAGAAGAAACAACAAAAGCUUUUACGACCUUGCUAAGAUUUACAAAUCUGACAGAAAUUGGUUCUAUCGCGAAAACUUACCGAUUUCAAUGACACCAAAUGAAGAUGUUAAACAGAUAGUUCAAGAUACGUUACCUCAAACACACUAUGAUAUGAAAGGUUGUACAAUACUUACAUUCAAAGAAGAUUUGCCGCUACUGAAGGAAAAGAUAACAGAGUAUUUCGAUAACUUCAAAGAGGAAGAGUAA
This is a messenger RNA of Trichomonas vaginalis G3, 609 nucleotides long. Its product is annotated as KilA, N-terminal/APSES-type HTH, DNA-binding family. The transcript has a single exon. Lineage: Eukaryota; Parabasalia; Trichomonadida; Trichomonadidae. The record is from RefSeq and is a predicted model, not a curated record. Bases 1 to 609 code for a protein of 202 amino acids.